This is a messenger RNA of Eufriesea mexicana, 1070 nucleotides long. RefSeq names its product female sterile (2) ltoPP43 (gene fs(2)ltoPP43). Gene Ontology annotation, biological process: developmental process. Bases 258 to 1070 code for a protein of 270 amino acids. Lineage: Eukaryota; Metazoa; Arthropoda; Insecta; Hymenoptera; Apidae. The record is from RefSeq and is a predicted model, not a curated record. The transcript has 3 exons.
GAAUAAAUUCCAAGUCGAAAACAUACCGAGAAUUUCUACGCCCUGCCAGCGUUGUUGCUGACCAGGCCAGCGAAUGAUAAUCGAUAUGUCGACUACUAAAAACGAUUCUAACCUCAAAAUAGGAUUGUAAGCUACAGUGCAAGUGGUAUUGUAGUGUAAACGUUAAAUUAGUAGAGCGGGUUAGGGUAAACGACAUAAAAUAUCGGUGCGCGCGUAAAUAUUUUUUUAAAGUAGAUUUUGUAAGAAAACAUACAAAAAUGGCAGCGAUAUUACGUGUGAAACGCAGACACGACGAUGAACCAUCAAAUGCUUUGGUAAUUUCGUGUAAACGACAAAAAAUUGCGGAAAACGAAGUAACCGAAGCUGCAUCAGAUUCUUUAACGACUGUUGCUAAAUUUGCUGGAACCUUUACAAAACAGGAAGAUACUGUGGAACAUUUAAUUCAAAGUUAUAGAAAAGACGAGUUACAAGCAAAUUUCAAACACCACCCUGUAGAUAUUACAAAGAAAGUAAGAGAGAUAAUAAAACAAACUUCAGUAGAAAAUCGUUACAAAGUAGUUAGUUAUUUUCGAUCUUUGGAUGAUUCUAAAGACUCUGAAAACUCUGAAGACAAAAUUAUAACAUUAAUAGACGUAGAGGAUUCGAAAUCCAUAGCAAAAGAGGAUUCUGAAAAAAAGGAUGAUAAUUAUGUAUAUGAUUUGUAUUAUGUCCAAACUGAGAACGAUAUAUACCUAGAUGAUAUGGUAUCUAUACAUCCAUUUGAACAAGAGUUAGUUUAUGAUACAUACAGAGAGAAUGAUUAUCCCGAAGCUGAAUGUGAAUCAGAGGAUUCAAAUUCAGAGUCAAAUUGGAGAAACGACUACCCAGAUUCUGAUGAAUCUGAGGGAUCAAUCGACGAAGAUGAUAUGAGGCAGGCUGUUAGGAACAUGGCAUUAAAUGAAGAAUCUGAUUUAUCCGAAGAAGAUGAUUUUGUUGAAGCACUUAAUGAAGCAGAUGUAGAGGCUUAUGGUUACAAAUAUGCAAAAUACAAAGCAGACGCAGAAAAAAUUUUAAAAGAUAGUGACAUUUGA